This is a messenger RNA of Cuculus canorus (common cuckoo), 4386 nucleotides long. RefSeq names its product Wnt family member 7B (gene WNT7B). Lineage: Eukaryota; Metazoa; Chordata; Aves; Cuculiformes; Cuculidae. The record is from RefSeq and is a predicted model, not a curated record. The coding region runs from base 704 to 1552 and encodes 282 amino acids. Gene Ontology annotation, molecular function: frizzled binding; cytokine activity. The transcript has 5 exons. Gene Ontology annotation, cellular component: extracellular region. Gene Ontology annotation, biological process: positive regulation of JNK cascade; cell fate commitment; multicellular organism development.
AAGUCAGAACAAGUAAAAACACAUUGGACUUCAGGGCUCUAUGAGGCAGUUGAUCAAGAUCAGUGCUUGCUCGUUUUCUCCCUCAGACUGUCUUGGGUUUUUGUUUUACCGUUUUGAGCAGCUCUUCCUAUUUUUUUCCUCCCUCUUUAGCUUUAAUAUCGGAGCCCGUUUCGGUCACCAUGGCUCUGGGAAGAGUUGCUUAUCUACAGGGUGUUGAUUUUUUACAGUGCGGCCGGCUUUGCUCCUGGGUAGCUUCAGCAAUGCUCUUGACUGGGAUUUAAUCGACAAGAUCAGUUCGACUUUUCGUGCAAUUUUUAUGGCUCAGUCCAUUCUCUAGAUCAUGCACAGAAACUUUCGGAAGUGGAUUUUCUACGUGUUUCUAUGCUUUGGAGUCAUCUAUGUCAAAUUAGGGGCUGGCUUAACACCGCAUACAAAGGCAUGUCACGUCAUCUGGGUACCCCCUGGGAGAAACUGAGAAUGCAGGUCACAGAUUUCACAUCUUAGAGCAUAUCCAUGACUAUCCUUGGCUAUAAUCACAAUACUUUUUGACUAACUUCACCUUCUGAAUAGUGGAGCUUUGUCAUCUGUGGUGGCUUUAGGAGCUAAUAUCAUCUGCAACAAAAUCCCAGGCCUGGCCCCUCGGCAGCGAGCGAUCUGCCAGAGCCGCCCUGAUGCCAUCAUUGUGAUUGGAGAAGGGGCACAAAUGGGAAUCAAUGAGUGCCAGUAUCAGUUUCGAUACGGGAGGUGGAACUGCUCUGCACUGGGAGAGAAAACAGUCUUUGGACAAGAGCUUCGAGUAGGAAGCAGGGAAGCUGCGUUCACCUAUGCCAUUACUGCUGCCGGGGUUGCACACGCUGUCACAGCCGCCUGCAGCCAGGGCAACCUCAGCAAUUGUGGCUGUGACCGAGAGAAACAGGGCUACUACAACCAGGAGGAGGGCUGGAAGUGGGGAGGCUGCUCUGCGGAUAUCAGAUACGGCAUUGAGUUCUCCCGGAGGUUUGUUGAUGCCCGAGAAAUCAAAAAGAAUGCACGGAGGCUGAUGAACUUGCACAACAAUGAGGCUGGAAGAAAGGUUCUUGAAGAAAGAAUGAAAUUGGAGUGCAAGUGUCAUGGAGUUUCAGGUUCCUGCACAACUAAGACCUGCUGGACAACACUUCCUAAAUUCAGAGAGAUUGGAUAUAUUUUGAAAGAGAAAUACAAUGCUGCUGUGCAAGUGGAGGUGGUACGAGCCAGUAGACUAAGGCAGCCAACCUUCCUCAAGAUCAAGCAGAUCAAGAGUUACCAGAAACCCAUGGAAACGGAUUUAGUGUACAUUGAAAAGUCACCCAACUACUGUGAGGAAGAUGCUUCCACAGGGAGUGUCGGUACCCAGGGAAGACUCUGCAACCGUACUUCUCCCAAUGCAGAUGGGUGCGACAUGAUGUGCUGUGGAAGAGGAUACAACACACACCAGUACACCAAGGUGUGGCAAUGUAAUUGCAAAUUCCACUGGUGCUGCUUUGUGAAGUGCAACACAUGUAGCGAGAGGACAGAGGUGUUCACCUGCAAAUAAUGGCAUCAUGUGCAAAAGAACAGAACAAAUCCCCAUGAGUGAAGAAAGUGGAGUACAACAAAUGACGACAGCAUCAUUUUGCACAUCUAAUCUUCUUUGGGGAAAAAAAAAUGAACAACCACCACCAUUACAACCACUCCCUCACCACUAUUUACACUUCUAAGGAUGGCGCAUUUUGGCUGGCUGGCUGUGGUAACUGCUUUGGAAACAAGGGCAACAGGAUUAAGGUGAUGUUGACAACCACAUGAAACAUUCUCUAUUUCUGUUUUUUUUUUUUUCCUAAGCUACAAUCUGGGUGUUGCAAAGUUCUCCUACUAAGUGUUUUAAGUUAUACAUAUCAGAGAAUCUUAUUGCAAUGCAGCUCUGAUGAAAUUCAAAGGAAAAAGACACUUUUUCUUAUUUUACAACAACAAAACCACUGAGCCCUGUGCGAAUAAAGACUUUUUUUUCAAGGAAGUAAAACCUUCGCUGAGUAGAACACAACAGUCUUUCUGCAAAUCCCUAAAUUUCUAACGAAGCAGGUAAAGAGAAAACAACUGGUAGGGAGACAAACAAAACCUAUGGCGGAAAUACUCCACUAUCAGUUUGGAAAAAAUAAAGUUCACAAAAGUACGUCAGCUGCCAGAGACACUGGAACUCUUUGAAUGAACAUUAAAAAUAAUUAUUUAUGUUUUUAAUAGUAUCAAAAAAUUCUAAGCACUAACGGGUAGCUAUGUCUUAAUUCUGUACUAAAUGUAAACUUAUUGGAACUCUGACUUUAUGAUUUUUGUGUUUGGUUCUUCCUAAGUUCUUCAAUGCUACUGAUCUGUUGUCACUCCACUAUUAGAAAGUUCAAUUGCUGUAGGCCUUAAGUAAUUACCAGAACUUUGCAAAAAGAUGAUGCGAAACUGUGGUUACAAACGCUUGAUAAAGACUUUUCCUGCUUGCCUCCUGAAUAAGAAUGACUCCUUUUAGACUCAGGCUUAAGGCAUGGAGUACCUGUCCUCAGCUCCUCAUAAGGAGUUUUAGGAUAUAAAGAGUUGCUUCAACAAGUAUCAAAGGUUUUGCGUUGCUGUCAAAUGCACUGGCAGCAUUUUCCAAGCAUUGUAUUUUGCCUUUAAUGGUUGAAAGUUAACAUUACCAACAGUUUUAAGUAACUUAUGCUCAGUAUGGACUGAGAAGUUAUUAAAAAUACAGAAGCUGAGCUCUAGGUUGCUACAAUCUGUGAGCUGUGGCUGCUUAUGAGUGUAAGAAAGGUAAAAUUUGGGUCAGUUUGUGUUGUUAUUCUAAGGUUGGCAAUAAUGUACCCCCAGGGAAAUACAUGAAUGUUUUACACAAGCACUCAAUUCUGAUUUACACACCUUUUCCCUAUGAGAGAUUUUUUAAGAAUCCUCAGACAUUUUACUACUGUAAAAUCUAGUGGUUUGGUUUGAAUCCCAUAUGCCCACUUAUAACACAGCACACUUAAUCACAUAAAUAUUUGCUUCUAGCAAGGGUCCCUACCUGAUUUUCUGAAAACUCGGAUUAAAAAAAUCCUAAUGUCUGCACAUCUGCAUUUCUAGCUUUUGUUUCAUCUUAUUACUUUUACUGACGGGUUGCACAGCUGUAAGUCCUUCCAACCUGAUGUGGGACACCUCCCACACCACACAGUGUUUCUGGGGCAAGGGGCUGGUGAAGCUACUGCUCCAGCUGCUCCUGUGCUGGAUAUAUGAAUGAGCCAGGAUUAUCUCUGUAAUUUUUGGACCUGUAUUUUCAAAAGUAACUAAUCAGAUGGGGACUUUUGUUCAAACACUCAUGAGGACCUGCCUUUCCGAGCCCAAGCACUUACCCUCUGAAAGUCAGACCCCUCCGAUGAGUCUCCCACUGAGCAAUCCAAAACUGAAGAGCUCACUUUUUUUUUUUUUUUGAUUUUGCUAUUGAUUUCUAAAUAUCAGCUAGAAAUUCAGACUCAGCCUUGGCAUGAAUGAGUGCAAGUCCACAGAAGUCAACAGGGCCCCCCAAAAAUGCUACUCACUCCAUAUACUCUAAAGUCCCCUAGAUUCGUGGGUAUUGUUGUUGAAUGAUAGUGAUAUACUGUACUUUCAUGACAUUCUUGACAGGAAGCAGAUAAAGCUCCGAAGCACAGUAAUGCACAGUCUUAUGGUACUAUAUACUGUAAAUAUAUUAGAAUAGUAUUUGUUAAGUACAAUUGAGGAAUCCAAUUAAGUUAUAUUAUUGUAUAUCGUUUUAAUGUCUAUAGAGUAUUUUAAAUUAUUGUGAACUACACUGUGUUAAAAAAGAAAAAAAAAUGGUUAUAUAUUGUAACACCAACCACUCUGAAAAGUGGACCAAAGUGACACUUCCUCCUUUUUUUUCACAUACCCCUAUUUCAAAUAGCCAUGUCGGCUAUUACAACACCACAGUGGAGAGUCCUAUGAUUGGACUAGAUGUCCAGCACAUAACAUUUCAGAGCAUGAGCUUUGCUCAUGCGGGGGUGCAGCAUUCAGAAAGGUACUGUAUGACACAAAGCAGAGUCUGACCAAAAAAAGUAUGGAGUUUGAACUAUGUUCCAAGAAAAAGCAGUUUUAGUCAGAAAACACCAUUACCACUAAUGUACUGAAGUAUCCCGCCAAAGGGUGACAUUUUAAUGAAGGUGUCUAUGAACACAAGUGGGUUAUAUACAACUUUCAUUUUAAAAAAUGUAGUUUGAUGUCAAAGAACUGUGACAAUAGAGGUUAGAAUGCGACCAACAACACAAUGUGGUUUAACCAUACCUUAGCCAUGACAAAAUUCAAAAUACUGUAUGUUAUUAAAGAAUUAAAGAGAUAAAUUUGUUUACUAUGUUAAUGUUUUAUAGCAAGCAGAAAAGAUGAAAU